Messenger RNA from Pterocles gutturalis (yellow-throated sandgrouse), 1642 nucleotides. It is a transcript of the gene TNIP1, whose product is annotated as TNFAIP3 interacting protein 1. Bases 44 to 1642 code for a protein of 532 amino acids. The transcript has 16 exons. Lineage: Eukaryota; Metazoa; Chordata; Aves; Pterocliformes; Pteroclidae. Gene Ontology annotation, biological process: cellular response to lipopolysaccharide; regulation of transcription by RNA polymerase II; negative regulation of canonical NF-kappaB signal transduction. The record is from RefSeq and is a predicted model, not a curated record.
UGCAGGGAUGCUCGGCUGGGAGGUAGGUGACUGAAGGGCGGGCAUGGAGGGGAGAGGACCCUACCGCAUCUACGACCCUGGCGGAGGGACGGAGGAGGAUGGAUCCACGGCCUUUGAGCGGCUGGUGGAGGAGAAUGCCCGGCUGAAGGAGAAGAUGCAGGGGAUCAAGUCCAUUGGAGAGCUGCUGGAGGAGUCCCAGGUGGAGGCAUCCAAGCUGCGGCAGAAGGCGGAGGACCUCGUGAAGGACAACAAAAUGCUGAUAGCAUCAUCUGCCUUGGAGGACCUGCUGGUAACCGGAGCUGUCGGCCCAGAUCCCAGCUCCACACGUGUCACCCCGGGCAGCACUCAGCCGGACACAGAAGCACGGAAAUCUCCUCCAAGCGGAUCCUCCUCGGAGUUUGAGAUCGUUGCUGUUGAAGCGCAGGGGUUUCCCCAGGAGAGCGGUAGAGCGGACUUGGAGCAGCCGCCGAACGAAGACACCAACCUGCUGCCGCAGCUGCAGCAGCUGGAGAGCACGCUGAGCGGCUGCGCCAAGGAGGCCAGCAAGGACCAAGUCUUCAUGCGGAUGGGCUACAUGGCCUCCGAGCUCAAGCGCCUGGCUUCCAAGGGGCACAAGAACGAGCAGAGAACAUCGUUCCUGCAGACGCUGUGUGAGACGCUGCACAGCGAGAACAAGGAGCUGCGUACCAAACUGGAGCGGGACCUGGAGCAGAGGAACCAGGCACUGGAAAAGCUCAGGUGUGAGAAUCAGGAGCUCCGGAGGAUGCUGCUGGAGGUAAACAAGCAAUGGGAUCAGCACUUCCGAGCCACGAAGCAGAAGUACGAGCAGAAGGUCACGGACCUGCACCAGGAGCUGGCCGAGGCCCGCAGGGCGCUGACGGAGCUGGAGGCGGAGCGGGAGCAGAAGCAACGGGAUUUCGACCGCAAGCUGCUCCUGGCCAAGUCCCGGAUUGAAACGGAGGAGGCGGAGAAGGAGAGGCUGGCCAUGGAGGUGAGGGACCUGCAGCAGAGGAUGCGGUUCCUGCAGGAGCAGCUGGCGCCAGUCACCAGGCAGCGGGAAUACCAGGAGAAGGAGAUUCAGAGGCUGAACAAGGCGCUCGAGGAGGCCCUGAACGUCCAGGCCUCCCCACCACCCAUCUUUGCCGGCACCAUGGACCCAGUGGGGCAGAUGCCACAGCAGGAGCUGCUGACGCAGAAUGAGCUCCUCAAGCAGCAGGUGAAAAUUUUUGAGGAGGACUUCCAGCGGGAGCGAAGUGACAGGGAGAGGAUGAACGAGGAGAAGGAAGAGCUGAAGCAGCAGCUGGAGAAGCUGCAGAAGCAGCUGGUUCUCUCCAGCAACCAGCUGCGGGCCUCCAAGGAUGACUGCCAGAGGGAGAAGGAGGAGAAAGAGAAGCUGAAGAAGCUGCUGAAACAGCACAAACAGCUCCGAACCCCGCCAGCAAUGCCGGGCGAGCACGCGCCAGGACAAAACUUCCACCACUUUCCCCCACCCGAGUACCCGUGGCGCCCACCCUGCGCCAUGGCCCGCAGCCAGAACGCCCAGGCGGCGGCCGGGGUGAAACCGGUCCCCAAGGACUUGGGCACGUCCUGGAUUGCCCUAACACCACGGACCGGCUGCGCUGCGAUACCGGCAGAAGAGUAG